CUGUGGUCGUGGGGGUAGGGGGCUGAUUGGUUGAGCCGAGUGCCGUGCCCUCAGCUGAGCCAAUCCGCAGGGGGGAGGGCGGGGCCCACAGGAGGCAGGCGCGCCCACUCACGUCCACUGAGCAGAGGGAGUUGCCUCCCGGAGCCGCCAGCCGUCCCCCGACGCCAGGUACUCCUCGACGCCAGGUGUCCCCGGAUGCCAGCCGUCCCCCGACACCAGGUGUCCCCGGAUGCCAGCCGUCCCACGCCCGGCCUGCGUGUGGGCUGUGGGGCCAGGACGCCCCAGUGGAGGCCGAGCUGGGGCUCGCUGGUGUGGUGCGGGAGCACUUCUGACGCGGGCCACGCGCGGUAGGUUUUCAGGGGCCUCGGGGGUCACACCAAGGCGGCGCGGAUAGAAACAGCAGAGCGUGUGGGAUGAGCCGAAGACCAGCCUAGAACGAGUCCGAAAAAUCCAGGCAGAUCCCUAGGCGGGGUGUGAACUCAGGAACCGGUGUUUUGUCCACGUCCGUAGUGUGGCCGCUACAGUGGCCACGCGAGCAGCCCCGGGGGUGGGCCUGCGGGAGCCCCCAGGGCAUGUGUGCUCAGAAGGGCUGGGAAGGGAGGCAGCUCCCAGAGGUUGGGGCUGCAGAGGGUAUGCCCGGGAGAGACUGCAGUGGGGGGCCCGGGAGGGGCUGCAGGGGUUUGCUUUGCCGCUGACCGCUGCAGGCCCCACGGGAGUGGGGACAGAACCGCAGCAGGUCAAGUGUCCAGACACGGCUCUUAGGGCCUUGAGAGGAACAGACGCGGGUCCGCAGGGGCGUCCACAGCCUUUCCGGAAGCCUCGAGGCUGUGCGGGGCUGCGGUGGGGCAGCGGCGGCCACACGGCGGCGCUGCAGGACAGCCUGGCGGCCGGCCCCGCUGCGGAGUGUCCCCGCGCCCCGCAUCUCAGCACUCCAGCACCUGGCACCCAGCAGGCAGUGGCUUCUGGGGGUCCUCGCAGGAAGGGGGUCCCAAGAAGCCCGGGCUGCAGUAGAGAGCUUCCUGGACCGGGACUGCCCUGGGCCUGCCCAGCUGGGAGAGGUCCGCCAUCUGUCCACUCAUCACCGGUUCCUCCUUUGGAGAUAAUCACUGCAGACACAGGCCCAUCUACACCGCUAUGAGGGGCGACGGGGAAGCCGGUGCAGAGGGACCGGUCACCUGCCUGACCUGGAGCUGGACUCCGAGGCCCUGGCCUCAGUGGGAGGACGGAUGGAGGGAGUGGUGGUGGCCGGCACAGGGGCGGGGGGAGCGGACGGACCUGUGUCUAGAAGCUGUGGCCUGCGGGGUGGAAGCAGGUGGGGGUGGCCCCGGGGCCGGCUUCAGAGUCCCUCUGGUCACGCUGCACCCCCGUGCUGCGGUCUCAGGCUCAGGAAGGGUGUCUGGGAGUGGGAGAGCCGAGAAGGGGCCUGUGGUGGGGUGGGAGCGGCAGGGGUGCCGGCGCAGGGGCGCUGCUGCCAGGGCUGUCCCGCAGCUGUGCCGCCGCAGGGGCUGCAAGAGCUCACAGGUCCAGAAGGGCCCUUGGGCGUCCCUCCCGCACGGUGUCCGUGCCUCUCGGAGUGAUCACGGAGUGCCCGGUCCUUCUCAGACUGGGCCACAGAAGCACGGGGGCUUGUCCCGGCCGCCAGCUGGACGGCAGCCCCGCAGAGGGAGCUCGGAGCCAGCCACUCACGCGUGGCUGCUGGGCAUCCUCACACCCAGGGCGCCCGUGGACCUGUGGUGAGUGGCCGAGCAGGGCCCUUGUGACGCACCGGGGACAGCAGGUGCUCUCCGCGACCCGCCCCUGCACUCGGUGCUCAGAAGCGGCUCUGCUGCCCCCCAGGGCUCUUGGGGCCCGUCCCUAGCUGGCCUCGAAGCAGGGGGGGUUCCCACGGGGCUGCCUGGUCCCCAAACCGCUUCCUCUAGAGCUGGCCGUCUGCGGGCCUGGUGCAGGGGUUGCAGGCUUCGUGGCCCCUCCGGCACCUGCGUGUCCCCAGGUGCCGCCGUCAGAGGCCCUGCGUGUCCCUGCAGCCUCGCUCUCCCUUGGGACGCACGCAGUCAGAGGAGCGCCUGUUUCCCGCAGGCGCAGGCUGGAUUCAAACCCAGCCCGGCGCACAGGCCCUUCGGGAGCCACGCUCUCUUGCCUCGGGGCAUUUUGUUCAUUGAGGGGACGGUCACGUCACGCACAGCUCACCAUCUGAAAGUCAACAAUUCAGUCAUCUGGUGCCUUCACGCCGUGUGACCACUACCUCUGUGCAUUCUAGCACCUUCUCCUCACCCAGGAAAGCAUCCGUGCCUGUUAAGCAGUCACUCCCCGCCCCCUCCCCCCGCCCCUGGUGGCCCCGGUCUUUCUGUUUCUGUGGAUUUCCGACUCCAGAUCUUUCAUGAAAGAACAAGUACACGACACAUGGCCUUCGGUGUCGGUCCUCUCCCCGUCAGGCCACACUGUGGCAGGUGUCGGCACUGGCUUUUCAGAGCUUGGGCAUAAACGCUCCAGUGCGGAGAGACCACAUUUUGUUUAUUUGGACAUCAGUGGACGCCUGGGCUGUGUCCCCCCCCCCCCCCAGCUGUGGUGACCAGCGCGACCAAGAACAUUCGUGGGCAAGACCCUGCGCGACCACGUGUGAAGACCUCGGCACCCCCUUUGGAUCACCGUAGCUUUGUAGGCCGCUCGUCCUGAGACCGGAACCGGCGCACGCGGGCUGCCCGCACCCGUCCGCACGCCGUGUCCCCGCGGGGCAAGCGGCGCCCGGCCGCGACACCGGAGAGCGCGCAGUGUGCACCUGCCGUGCGCAGGUGUGUGCGGUCAGCGCCCGGCGCGGACAGCCUGCGGACGGUCCUCGGUGGCCCCGAGCAGAUCGGACCCAGCUGCCCGGCGCGGUGGCUGCAGGUGGCCCAGCAGGACGACCCCACGACAUGCCACUCCCCGAGGAAGCUCCCGUCCCCUCCCCCAGGGCGCCGCGGUGAGGGGGACCGGGCCUGCCGGGGGGAGGGGAGGCGAGUCUCCUGGCGGGUACCCGGCGCCCCCCGGUGGCCAAGUCCCGCCGCGCAUCCAUCUUUCAUUUUUACGGCACCGGGUUAGCACUCCGGUCCUGACGACGAGAAAACCGAUGUUGAUGGGAAAAUAUCACUUUCUCUGCGGAGCACGGACGUGGGAAGGCUGGGUUUCCUUCUCGCAGAAAACAAUGUCACCCCGGUCAGGAGCGCAGCGCUCAGACCCCCAGGUUUCCAUGGCGACGGCCACCCUCCCCCUGUGCGGUGCUGAGCCCAGCAGGUGAUGCGCGGGUCCCAGGCUCUGCCCAGUGGAGGCACGGCCACCCCCAGGGCAGGACAGACGCUUUCCUUCCCAUUCCCGUGGCCAUCCACCUCCUCUUGGCAGAGGGUCUCCUGCAUUUGCGGGCUCUGCUUGGUGGGGGUCUUUGCCCCGAAGCCUGCAGACAGCGGGAGCCGUAGGCUGAUUAAAGCCCCUUAAGGAUGUCUGUGUCCUAGUCUGGAGGCCAUGAUGCCAGGGGUCAGGGGCCAAGGGAAUGAUGUAGGUGGCCCUGAGGCCAAGAAGCUGCCUGUGACGUUGGGAGACUGUCCCCUAGGGUCCUUACAAGUGGAAGAGGACGCAGAGAGCGUCAGAGUCAUGUGACAUGAGAAGCUCCUGGAGCUGGGGAUGGGAGAGGCAGGGAAAUGCAGUGCCCUCUGGGCCCCUCCAGAGCCAGUGGCAUUUGCAGUCCCGGAAGCCUGGCCAUGGUGGUCUACUGCGGCAGCCACGGGAGGCCAGCACAGGGGUGUCAUCAAUCUGGGGAACCCACCGUGCUGUUCCCAAGACCUGGCCGCUCUCUUCCACACCAGCCAGCCCCUUGCUGCAGCCCACAGGCCGGCUGUCGCGACCGCGUCCGCCCAAGCCCACUCCUGUGGUUGCUGGGCCCAGGUGCCGUGCUGCUGGGGUGUGAGCAUUCCCUCUGGAACGAGGACCCACACGGAGCCCCCAGAACCCUCACCCCAGCAGAACCAACCAGGGCUUCGUGGGCCGUAAUUUCUCCAGGAAGCCGGCCAGCUCCUCCCAGGGAGGCCCACAGCGGGGAGGGAUGGGGACCCUGGGUCCUGGGAGUCACGUGGCCCCUUUUCUGUGAGAGCCGCAGUGCGACCUGGGGGCAUCGGCUCCUCCUCUCACUACACCCGGUGCACCUAAACCUCCCCAUCGCCCCCCCUUGGGGUCUGGUGUGCAUAACCCUGCCCCACGCAGCACCCCGCAGCCUCCGUGGAGUGAAGGUCUUCAAGCGGGCCUCGGGGUCAGGAUGCCUGAGUCGUGAUCCCAGUUCUGCCGCCACCCGAUGGCCAUGGCUUUGGGCGAGUUACUUAAUUCCUGUCCCCCCACUUCCUGUGGCAGAGUGGCGUCCAGGAAGCCACACCCACGGAGGGGUGGGGGACUCGCGUCCUUGGACCCCAGGGAGCGUCGGGGCGAAGUCCCCACGUGGGAGGCAAACCGGGGCCGCCGUGGGGCCGGGUCAUUGCGGGGCACGCCGGCCGAGGGCGGGGAGGACGGGGAGGCGGACUUGGCCCCCGAGCCUGGGGAAGGAACCAGGGCAGCAGCCGGCGCACCGCCCGCGGCCCCCUCCGGCUGCGAGACGGCAGGUUGCGUGGUUUAAAGUCGGCCGCGGGAGGGGGUGCACCGGGGCUGGAGGCUCUGGGAAGAGAGGCUCAGCUCCCGCCGCGCGAGGGGCCGCCCAGGCCCCGCCCCCAAGCCACAAGGCUGCAGCCAGUCACCUCUGCACUUGUUUAUUGUCAUGA
Molecule: messenger RNA, 4772 nt
Organism: Lutra lutra (Eurasian river otter)
Lineage: Eukaryota; Metazoa; Chordata; Mammalia; Carnivora; Mustelidae
Exons: 3
Coding region: 3669-4772 (367 amino acids)
Source: RefSeq, a predicted model, not a curated record